AUGCUCCGCCCCGUCGGAUACUUCCGCACCUUCCUCUGCCCCUUCGAGGGCGCGGCGGGCGGCGGCUGCGGGCGGCCGCACUGCCAGUACCGGCACCGCGAGCCGCCCCCGGCCUCGGCGGCCGCCCCGGCACCGGAUCUCCUUGUUUCUUCAAUAGAGAAAGAGGAUGAAAAUGCUAACCAGAGUUUGAAGUCGGAGGAAGUAUUUCCAUGUGAGCCUCAGGAGGAGAGUUCAAGGAUGUCGCCGUUGAGGACGAGAUGCGCAUCUACAAAGAGGUCAAACUCUUCCACUGUGAAACUUGAAAUAAAACUUCAAGACUCUGAUGAUGAAUAUGACCUUGUCAUUGAUGUGCCUCCAUUCACUGUUAAUAAAAAGCCAAGAAUAAGUAGAAAUUGUGAAAACAGUAAUAAGGAAGAACUGGCUGCCGUAAUACGUGCAAAAGAGCUGCAUGCUAGUGACGUAGCAGAUAGUCCUUCUAGGUGUGCAGUAGAAAAAUCAAAGGAAAUAAUCACUUGUCAAAAGGAAGACAGGAAUUUAAAUAAAUCUAAAACACUAAAUGAUGUUUCUCCAGAAACUAGUAAAAUAUAUUUGUCUGAUGUCAACACUGAAAUACCGAAAUUUUCAGGUAAUCUUAUGGAGAAAACAAAUGCUUUUGUGUAUUCCGAGGAAGAACAUUGGUCUUCAGCUAUCUGUCUUGAAGCUGGCAUGCAGAAGAAAACUCUGAAGCCAGAGAUUGCACAAACUAAUAUGCUAGUUGAAGCAUCUGUUCAGGGACAUAGCCCUAAUAACUGUAUAACCAGCAAAGGAGUAGUGCAGUCUGUCUGGAACAGUAGCUACUCUUUGGGAGAUAAAAGCAUAUCUGGAGGAAAUUCUAAGGAAAUGAUAAUAAAUAUAGAGAAGAUUCAGAGCAUAGAAGAAAAUAAAGGUAAUGAUAUUCUAGAAGAUACUUGCCAUUAUCUGGAUGAUUACUUAAAUGUGGGCAAGGAGGCUUGCUAUAAAACAGACCUGGCUAAAAAGAAUAAUAAGAAAACCCUUGUUGAAGCUGUGUGUGCAAGCAAUGAAAGCAAAAUGACAAUAUUUGAUUCAUCUUCUGAGGAAGUGGAAUCUAAUGAGGGGGAUACAGAGUUCUCAGAAUCAGAUGAUCCAAUAGAAGAGUGUCGGAGAAUUUUCUAUGAGUUUGAAAAAGAAGUGCAAAAGAAAGAUGAUAAGCAGGUACAUGGAGAAAAUGUGGAUUUACUAAAAACAGAAGAAGAUGUUCUUGUGCAAAAGAAAAGAAUUACACAUGCUGCAAAUCUUGAUGUACAGAGCAAAAAAGAAACUGGGCCUUUCAGAGUGUCUUUACAGCAGGGUGAUAAUGCAAGAAUGCAGCAGGAAGCAGUGGAGUUCAUAGAUGCUGGUAGAAAUGAAGAUUUUGUUGCUACAACUUCUGGAAAGAAAGAACCUGUGUUGGAGUUGUCAGCUACUGAAGUUCAAAGCAUAGGACCAGUGGCCUGUUUUAACUUGCUUGAAGUUCAGCCUGUUGAAGCCAAUAGCAGUCAACUGUGUGCACUACUGGAACGAAAUGUUACAGCAGUUGUGCCCUAUAGACCUUCCUUUAAAAGAGUUGCUCCUGUGCAGAGUAAGGUUUCUACUGGAAAAAAGCCUUCCAUUCCAGAAUCAGGAUCUAAAGUACCACAUGACAUACGACAGCGAUAUUUCAGUUUCUUUCUUGAAGAAUGCUUCAAAAUUUAUGGCACUGUGAAUGAAGCUAUUGAUAAGGCCCUGAUAGAAGAAAAAUCAAUUUAUGAUCGUUGCGGCAGUAAAAAUAUGUACCUGAAUAUUGCUGUGAACACCCUCAAAAAGCUAAGGAAUCAUGGGCAACUUAGUGACUGCAAGUCCCUGGGUGAAACUGGAUCUAUGAAGUCAGAGGAGAAGAAUGAUCUUACAAAUGCUGCUCUGUAUGAGCUUUUAAAAGACUAUCUUUUGACUAAGGAACAACUGGAUGAAAAUAACUUCCCUCAACCACAUCCUGAAAAACAUGGUAAUGCUGUAUUUAACGGGAUUAUAAAAAAAAAAUUAUGUGAUGCUUUCAGAAGAGUUUGUUGUAGAUGUGGCAAAGUAUACACAGUUACUUCCUCAGGAAGACAUACACGUAAAGAAGAAUGCAAUUACCAUUUUGGUAGAGUAUUAGAACAAAAAGUUCCAGGUGGCUUGGAAAAACGCUAUAGCUGUUGUGAGGGAUUCGUUGGAUCUCCUGGGUGUCAGGUUGCAAAGCUUCAUGUUCAUGAUGGGAGACAGAAGAUCCUGGAAGGUUUUGUGAGGACGCGUUCUAAAUCACCUCCUUUUGAUGGAAACUAUGGUGUAUAUGCCCUGGACUGUGAGAUGUGUUACACAACGCAAGGCUUGGAACUUACUAGAGUGACAGUAGUUGAUCCUAAGUUACAGAUUGUCUAUGAUUCAUUUGUUAAACCAGGUGGAGAAAUCAUAGACUACAAUAUGAGAUUCUCUGGAGUAACAGAGGAUGACUUGAAGAACACUACAACAUCUCUUCAGGAUGUACAUGCAGUACUGCUAAGCUUGUUCAGUGCAGAUACAAUUUUAAUUGGACACAGCUUAGAAAAUGAUUUAUUUGGUCUCAAGCUAAUUCAUGACAAAAUAAUAGACACAUCAGUAAUGUUUCCUCAUCGGCUAGGCUUCCCUCAUAAAAGAGCGCUUAAAAGUCUAAUGGCUGACUACCUCAGGAGACUUAGCCAAGAUGAUGUUGGUGGUCAUAACUGUAGCGAAGAUGCAAUUGCAUGUAUGGAACUAACACUUUGGAAGAUCAAAGAAGACAAAGGAAGAAAAUGGUGACAAUUAUAGCUUUGGAGGAGCAGGAGAGGRAAAGCAGCUCACUAUUCUUAAAUGCUUCAAUACCAAUCGUUUUUCUGGUGUCCAGAGUUGGCUGUGGGUUAAUGGGAAAAUCCACUUCUGAAACUUAAAAGGUAAAGAAAAAAGAAAAAAUGGAUGCGCUAAAUACAUGCAAGUAAGCUACUUGUCGUUUUUUGUGUUAAAUAGCAAGCCUGUGCAGUUUUGUUAAAAUAAUCAUGCUUCUGUAAUCCACCUUACUAUUGUGUGUAGCUGAAAAAUAGCAAGUAUAAGAAGUGAACAUGAAAAACUUCUGGAUCUAGCUUUAGUUUUGACUGAUUUGUUCAGCAUCUCUGAAAUAAAAUUUAAGAGCUCU
Messenger RNA from Nothoprocta perdicaria, 3199 nucleotides. Its product is annotated as RNA exonuclease 1 homolog. The record is from RefSeq and is a predicted model, not a curated record. Gene Ontology annotation, molecular function: nucleic acid binding; exonuclease activity. NCBI's taxonomy places the organism in Eukaryota, Metazoa, Chordata, Aves, Tinamiformes, Tinamidae. The coding region runs from base 1 to 2829 and encodes 942 amino acids. The transcript has 16 exons. Gene Ontology annotation, cellular component: nucleus.